Messenger RNA from Chionomys nivalis (European snow vole), 2021 nucleotides. It is a transcript of the gene Susd3, whose product is annotated as sushi domain containing 3. The transcript is spliced from 5 exons. Lineage: Eukaryota; Metazoa; Chordata; Mammalia; Rodentia; Cricetidae. The record is from RefSeq and is a predicted model, not a curated record. Gene Ontology annotation, cellular component: plasma membrane. The coding region runs from base 3 to 818 and encodes 271 amino acids.
GGAUGCCCCGGGUGUCUGCGACCCUCCGUGGCAGGGCAAAGCCACGGGGGCGGGCCGGGAACGCCACGCCGGCCCCAGGGAACCAGACAGGCACCUGUGCUCAGCUCCAUCCGCCCCCUCGAGGCACCUUGCAAGUUGUCCGUGGAGAUGGCACCUCACUGGGGACUGUGCUCAUGUUCCACUGCCCCUCUGGACACCAGAUGGUGGGGUCUGGCCUCCUCACUUGUGCCUGGAAUGGGAGUGUCGCUGACUGGUCUUCAGGAAGCCCUGUAUGCAAAGCUGUGCCACCGCACGAGACCUUCGGCUUCAAAGUGGCAGUGAUCGCCUCCAUCGUGAGCUGCGCCAUCAUCCUGCUCAUGUCCAUGGCCUUCCUCACCUGCUGCCUCCUCAAGUGCAUGAAGAAGGGUGAGCAGCGGCGUGCCGACAGGACGGCACAGCUUUGGUACCAGCUGAGAGGCGAGGACCUGGAGACGGUACAAGCUGCCUACCUGGGCCUCAAGGGACACAACUACAACAGCAGCAGCAGCAUCAGUGGUGGCCAUGGUAGUGCCGGAGGUGGCGGCGGCGGAGGCAAGCCAGGGAUUCAGCACAGCCAGGCCCAUGACAACCACAGCUUCUCCACAGACCUCAGCGACAUCAGAGAGCAGGCUGGUAUGGCCCGCAGUGUGGACAAAGACCCCUGGACUUUUGGGAUGGGAACUCUGAGCCCUGGUGGCUCCUCCAGCUCUCCAUGCACUUACGUGAUGGUCCACGCUGUGAACUCUGCAGGGCCGGCCCCUGGAAUGCCUAUGAGGCCCAAAGUCUACCUUCCAGGGUGACCCCACUAGCCAGAGGCCUGCAACUCAACACUUGCCCAGCUGGAGAUGUGCCAGGGAAGUCACUUCCAGGUAUAGGGAGCUCUUGGGAGCCUAGCUGACACGAAAGGCUGAGGCCCCAGCAGGGAACCGUCUGUCCCGGAGGAGACCUGUGGCUGUUACAGGACCCACUCAUUGAACUGCUACGGGAACGAGGUCCCAAAGAAGCUGCGCCAUGACCAGGGUUCUUUUACAGAGACUGAGAAAUUUUAAGCAGAUAUAGUUUUGCAUAAUAGAAUAUGAAAAUGUUAAUAAAGUACUUUCAGCAAUACAGAUAGCCAGCACCUCAUUCAUGGCCUGCAAGCAGGGACCUCUUGGACUUUCAUCUGUAAAUUGCAGGUGGGAGAAAUAAAUGUGUUUUCUUUGCAUAAAAACAUAAAGGUGGGCAUGGGAGUGGUUCAGUUGGCAGAAUUCUUGUCUAGCAAACAGAAUCCCCUGCACCACAUAAACAAGGUAGAGUGGAAAGAGGAGGAUCAAGGCCAUCCUCAACCACAUACUAAGUUCAAGGCUAGCCUGGGCUAUAGGAGACCCUGUCUAAAUAAACUAUAGAGCCGUGCAGUGGUGCCCACAUGCCUUUAAUCCUAACACUCAGGAGGCAGAGGCAGGUGGAUCUCUGUGAGUCCGAGGCCAAUCUGGUCUACAGAGUGAGUUCCAGGACAGGGUCCAAAGCCACAGAGAAACUCUGUCUUGAAAAAGCGAACCUCAAACCCGGUUGUCCUAAACCUAUCUUGUGUUCUCACUCCCUGGAGCUCUGAGCUUGUUGGAGACUCUUAAUAGAGUCUGAUGACUUAAGCACCCUGCGCACUGGUUACUUACAGAUCUGGGUUUGCGGCUGGCAUUCAGGGAGAACCUUCUCCCUUUCAUAGCCCCCUCCCUCAAGGUUCCUCAUAGCUUGGAGGCUGGUUUCCAAGGUGAGCUCCAGGUGGAGGCUGUGGUUGCCUUGAAAGUCACUUUUUUUCUGUCUACGGGCACUUGUACUCAUGUGUACAUAAUUUUAAAACAAUUUUUUUACAUACUUGUAUCCUCCCACAGUUUGGGUUAUGACCUGUCUCUAGCCAUUGAGAAAAGUUAGUUUGUCCUGUAUCCUUCCUGUGUGUUUGAGCCAUGAAUAAGAACCUGAAGAAGUAGUCAAGAGGAAGCUAGAGCAGCUGUCCUUGCCUGCUAAAA